AUGGACGCAGACGACAGGGACGACGCGGACGCGGACGACGAUACCGGACAAAGAAAUCCGCAUGUGUCUGCCAUGCUCCUCAGGCGACACAAAAGAUCAUGCGUUUGCCAUCCGGGCUUCGUUGGUGACUACUGUUUGAUCAAUCGGUUAGAAGGGCUGCAGAUCACGGACAUUGAAGGAGGCGGUUUUUGUGACCUUGCCCUCGGUGACGACUGCCAUGAAUGCCUCGAGUUUCACACUGAUAAUCUCAUGACAGAUUUCCAUUGUAAUAUUUCUGUACAACAGGCAGGCGUCGAUGAAGGCUUUACAAAGCUGGGAGAAGAGACAACACAUGGACAAUAUGAAAACAUUUUUCAAGGAGAAUGUUGCCCCACAGGAAUGCACACAAGAAUGCGCAGACAGGCCAACCAAAACGACAGUGACCCGUUCAUAAUACAGUAUUCAAUCUCCGUGAGCAAUGACGGUGUCCACUAUGGUCCGAAGAAAGAUGUGUAUGUGUACGACUCUACAUGUCAGACGAAUGUUGUCAUGGGCAACGGGGACUGGUUAUUUUCCUUGAAGUGUUUAAAGGAACAUUUUAUUGAUGCGUCGUUACAGGAAAACACGUGCUUUAUAAACGGAAAUUGUUACGUGGCUGAGUACGAAAGUCCCAUUACUGCGUGCAACAAGUGCCUUCCUAAGCGCGAAAAGUAUCGAUGGACAACAGAGUGUAGAAGCGGUACUCACAAUUCACACGAAGACGGAGAUGAUGCUGACACAAAUAGCAGCGGGACGUUGACUUAUGUUGUCAUUGCCGUCACAGUUGGUGGAAUAUUCAUUUUCGCGUGUAUUGUUGUGUUUGCUAUGUGGACAUACAAGUCCAAGCAUAGGUCCGUUACUGCGCAGAAUGCUCCCCCAGACUAUGCCACCUGUGCACCAAUGAACACCAAAUUUGAAAACAAAAACGUGAAGUUUGAUAACUGUGGAAAAUCUUCGGCAGACAUCUUCAGGACUGACUAUGAACACCUGCGAUACUGA
This is a messenger RNA of Mya arenaria, 1017 nucleotides long. Its product is annotated as von Willebrand factor D and EGF domain-containing protein-like. The transcript has 8 exons. The record is from RefSeq and is a predicted model, not a curated record. Bases 1 to 1017 code for a protein of 338 amino acids. Lineage: Eukaryota; Metazoa; Mollusca; Bivalvia; Myida; Myidae.